This is a messenger RNA of Phragmites australis (common reed), 1942 nucleotides long. Its product is annotated as probable protein phosphatase 2C 29. The transcript has 2 exons. The record is from RefSeq and is a predicted model, not a curated record. Gene Ontology annotation, biological process: protein dephosphorylation. Gene Ontology annotation, molecular function: cation binding; protein serine/threonine phosphatase activity. NCBI's taxonomy places the organism in Eukaryota, Viridiplantae, Streptophyta, Magnoliopsida, Poales, Poaceae. The coding region runs from base 441 to 1592 and encodes 383 amino acids.
UGAAAGCCAAAUGGAGCGCCCAACACGGCGUCGGAACCGCGCAGCUUUCCCCGUCGCAACGAAGACCAACCGCUCCCAUUCGGCUCGUUCAGACGCCCACCGCCUGAGCGGGUGGAAAGACUCUCCCUGCUUUUGCAUGCGCGACGGGCGAACAGAAGAAAACUUGGACAACCUCGCUAACUAACGCGUCUUCCACACCCCGUCGUGCCGUGCUCCACGCGUCCACCGAUGAACGCGCGCCGAUUCGGCUGGCUCGCCUAUACACGCGCACACGCCCGCUGCAGACGCGCACGCGAGACAGACACUCCCCCCCCCCCCCCCCCCACACACACGGACACGCCCGGCUCUAGCUAGAGCGACCGUUCGCGCAGGUAACCCUGCACCUCUCGCCGGUGAGGCACUGAGGCAGUGCGGGAGCAAGUGAGUGAUCGGUCCUAGCCAUGAGGUGUUUACGGCGGUGGCUUCCGUUCGGCGGAGACGGCGGCUGCGGUGGAGGGGGGAGCGUGGCAGACGGGCUGGUGUGGGACGUGGCCCUCAAGGCGCACGCGUCGGGGGACUACUCCGUCGCCGUGGCGCAGGCCAACGAAAGGCUCGAGGACCAGGCGCAGGUGCUCGCGUCCCCGUCCGCGACGCUCGUCGGCGUGUACGACGGGCACGGCGGGCCCGAGGCCGCGCGGUUCGUCAACGCGCGCCUCUUCUCCCUCAUCCAAGAGUUUGCAUCUGAAAACGGUGGCCUCUCGGCGGAGGUGAUCAACAAGGCCUUCGGCGCCACGGAGGAGGAGUUCAUGGGCAUGGUGCAGAAGUCGUGGCCGUCGAAGCCGAGGAUCAUCUCCGUGGGCUCCUGCUGCCUGGUGGGCGCCGUCGAGGACGGGACGCUCUACGUGGCCAACCUCGGCGACUCGCGCGCCGUGCUCGGCCGCCGCGCCGCCCUGGGCAAAGGGAAGCGGGUCGUGGCCGAGCGUCUCUCGAGGGAUCACAACGUCGCCGACGAGGACGUGCGGCGGGAGGUGGCCGAGAUGCACCCCGACGACUCGCACAUCGUCCUCAACAGCCACGGCGUCUGGCGGAUCAAAGGGAUCAUUCAGGUGUCGAGGUCCAUCGGCGACGUGUACCUGAAGAAGCCGGAAAUCUGCAAGAACAACCCGAUGCUGCAGCAAUCCAUCUGCCCGUUCCCCCUGCGUCGCCCCGUGAUGAGCGCCGUCCCGUCGAUCAAGACCCGGAAGCUGCGGCCCGGCGACCGGUUCCUCAUCUUCGCGUCGGACGGCCUGUGGGAACAGCUCACCGACGAGGCCGCGGUGGGCAUCGUGGCCAGCAGCCCGAGGAAGGGCGUCGCGAUGAGGCUGGUGCGGUCCGCGCAGCUGGAGGCGGCGCGGAAGAAGGAGGUGAAGUACGAGAGGAUCCGGACGAUCGAGAAGGGGCAGAGGAGGCACUUCCACGACGACAUCACCGUCGUGGUGCUCUUCCUCGACAAGUGCAAGGGUGCCGCGCGGUCCAGCCCCGACGACAUCGACAGCACCUACGCCCCCGUUGACGUAUUCUCCUUCAGCCCCGCCGGCGACCAGGACGACCCAACGAGGCCCGUCCUGCGUUGAUCGGUGUUCUUCGUGUUGUCGAGACUGAACAUACUGUUUUACAUACUGUUCUUUCAGUGCUUGCUUUGCUCUCUAAGACACUUUUAGUUGCCACUGACUUUGCGCGGAUUCGCAUAUUUGCGUGAUCUCGCAAAUCAACCAGUCUUUUGCUUCAGGAUUGUACAGUUUUCCCAAGCCCUUCUAAGCCAAUUUGGGAUGCAGGGACUUUUCCUGGUUCCUGCAAGAAUUCAGUUCUUUCGCGUCCAACAAGUAUUACUCCAUUAAACUACUUGUGUCAUGCAUGUGUUGUGAUUUGUACAUUUUCAUCAAUUCCAAAAAGAAAAGGAAAAAAAUGUGAAUCUUCAACUGCA